AUGUCUCUUCACUACAAGCGUCUUAUUGACUGUGUCUCCUCGGCCUGCCCCAGGUGCAUCGUGGCCGCAGCCGUCACCAUUGCGUCAGAGUGGAGUUGCCGUGGCAGCCCUGACGGAGGGCAGGAGGAUGCCGGCGACGAGGAGGGGCUGGGCGACGGAGCGGACCGCGGGCUGGACGGGGACCCCGAGGGGGUGUGGAGCCCCGACAUCGAGCAGAGCUUUCAGGAAGCCCUGGCUAUCUACCCUCCGUGUGGCCGGAGGAAGAUCAUCUUGUCGGAUGAGGGCAAGAUGUAUGGUCGCAAUGAGCUCAUAGCUCGCUAUAUCAAGCUACGCACCGGGAAGACACGCACACGCAAACAGGUGUCUAGUCACAUUCAGGUUCUGGCGCGCAAGAGGGUACGAGAAUACCAGGCAGGCAUUAAGGCCAUGAACGUGGACCAAGCAUCCAAGGACAAGGCCCUUCAGACUGUAGCCAACCUGUCGUCAGCCCAGAUCGUCUCUGCUAGUGUACUCAAAGCCCAGAGCCCCUUCCCUCCGCCCGUCAGGUUUUGGCCCGGCCCUAUCCCAGGACAGCCCGGCCAUUCUCAGGACAUCAAGCCUUUUGCACAGCCUCCAUACACAACACUACCAGCUCCAGUCCCAGCCCCCAUCAGCUACGAGCCCCUGCCGGCCCCCCGGCCCGUGGCCGUAGCAGCGCCGGUGUGGCUGAACCGAACCAUCGCCUCGGAGAAACUCCGGCUCCUGGAAUACUCCGCCUUCAUGGAGACCUCUCAGAGGGACUCAGACACGCAUAAACACCUUUUCGUGCACAUCGGCCAGUCGAACCCGAGCUACAGCGACCCGGUGCUGGAGUCUGUGGACGUCAGGCAAAUCUACGACAAGUUCCCUGAGAAGAAGGGCGGCUUGAAGGAGCUCUACGAGAAGGGGCCACAAGACGCCUUCUUCCUGGUCAAGUUCUGGGCGGACCUGAGUCCGGAUGGGGACGAGGGCUCUGCAGUGUUCUACGGCGUGAGCAGCCAGUACAGCGGCGCUGACAACAUCACCAUCAGCGUCUCCACCAAGGUGUGCUCCUUCGGCAAGCAGGUGGUGGAGAAGGUGGAGACUGAAUAUGCACAGGUGGAAGGGGGGAAGUGCAUGUUCCGCAUCCACCGCUCGCCCAUGUGUGAAUACAUGAUCAACUUCAUCCACAAACUCAAGCAGCUACCAGAGAAGUACAUGAUGAACAGCGUGCUGGAGAACUUUACCAUCCUGCAGGUGGUGUCCAACAGAGAGACUCAGGAGACGUUGCUGUGCAUCGCCUUCGUGUUUGAGGUGUCCACCAGUGAGCAUGGAGCCCAGUACCACGUUUACCGGCUAGUCAAAGACUAGCGCAGCGCAUGCCACCACCACCCCACUGUUACCGAUUAAGCUUAUGACGCUCGUCUUGUAGGAUAACACUACUUCUACACACACUACACACGCGCUUUGCGUUUCUCCAACACAGUGCUCCUGUACCAUUAAUAACUAGAAUAGUUUCCCCGGCCAUGUCAACUGCCAUCUUCAUCGGCAAAAACUUGUUUUAGAACUUUUAGACGUGAGUGGUGACAUCUUCAUUCAUUUGCUCUGAAUGAUGGACAGAAAAAUGUAUUUUAUAGUGUUUUCUUUUUUAUUCUUGUGAAAUUCAAAACUUAGAAAGGACCUUGGGAAUACAUGUUGGACUACAGACUUUUAUAUUGGUAAUACGAUGAGAACACAAACAAUGAAUCUAAACAGGGUAAAUUGGAAACCUUUUUAAUUGCAACGUGGGUGAACGGACCUAGUCCGUGUUGAGGAUAUCAUCGACAGAACAUAUCAUCGUCAUCUUUUAGAAAUAAAUAAAUAUGUAUUGACCAUAGGGUUAACACGUUUUGGGUACGGUGGACAUAUUGAAUCGCCUUCUUAACAGAAUCACAAUAGCCCAAAGAGGUCCCCGGCUGUUUUCAUCAGAUAACCAUCAACCACAUCUUUCUCACAGCCUUUCUGUUUUUCACACGUGGGUAGCAUCAGAGGCUCUGGCCCCCUGCUGCUCUAUCAUUUUGAUGCAGUAUUUCUACCUCCACACGGGUUGGAUAUCAGAAUGUGUUAAUGGUUCACUCAAGCCUUAACCGUAGGAGCACUGAUCUUAUGGAUGUAAACACUACACUCUAAACGGUACUGUUCAUAAGCCAAAUUGAGAUAAACGGACUCGUUUUGUAUAGGUGAAUUAUUUUUGUUUUAUUUUGUAUUUUAUUAACGCGGCUUGAAGUGUCACUGCAAAAACAAAAAAAAGCAAGACGUGUAUUUUGGCUCUUUUCUUUUUUUAUAAUGUAUGCAAGACAUCGAGGCACAGACCAACAUUAUGGUCACCACUAAAGUGCACUGGUGUACAUAUCGCCAUGACAACACUAAGGAAUAAUGAUAUCGCUAUUUGCAUACCGGUAUGUUUUUGGUUUUUUUUGUGCAUUGAUUAUGAUAUAUAAUUACGCCUAACUGUAAAAAAAAAUAUGUUUGUCAGCCUAGGCUUUUAAUUUUAGCCAUUUUUAUUUUCCUCAUACAGGUGUCUUUUGUUCUGUUGACAAUGAUUUGACUUGAGAUGUUGUAUAUGAUGGAUGUGAAGAGCUAAGGUGUUGAUGAUGAUGAUGUUUCACACCGCAUCAGUCACGGAUGAGGAGCGGAGCAGUCCUAGCAAAGAGAUGGACUUCCAUCAGAGUGUCUCACCCUGUAACAGUAGGCUGUGUUGUGUGCAGUAUUUUGAUUCUGCCUAAUCACUCCUCCGGUCAAGUCUGCUCGGUGCAAUCUGUAGUCUCAACGCUGUAUAAAAUAAAAAUCACAUUGUGCCUACAGAUCAUUAGAUUGUAACUUAAUUUUUUAUCCCGUCUAUUUUCGGAAGUAUCAGGCCCUAAGAACGGAAUCAGAUUAGUCUUUGGAAAGGUAUGGAAAUCUAAAACAACUUUUGUAAUUGUACUGUGUGGCAUUUACCCUUUAACCAGUAUUAUAAGUGGGCUUAUUGAAAACUGCAACUUCACCGUAACGUUUCUUUGCCUUUAACUUGCCAUUACUUUGCCCUCGGUCCCUUCUGUCUAGAGAAUUUAAAUUGAUUUACUAUAUAACUGGUGUAUUAAAAUAUUAAGUGUCUUGUACAGGGCAGCAUUAUCA
This is a messenger RNA of Gadus macrocephalus (Pacific cod), 3153 nucleotides long. It is a transcript of the gene tead3a, whose product is annotated as TEA domain family member 3 a. The coding region runs from base 1 to 1368 and encodes 455 amino acids. The record is from RefSeq and is a predicted model, not a curated record. Gene Ontology annotation, molecular function: DNA-binding transcription factor activity, RNA polymerase II-specific; RNA polymerase II cis-regulatory region sequence-specific DNA binding. NCBI's taxonomy places the organism in Eukaryota, Metazoa, Chordata, Actinopteri, Gadiformes, Gadidae. Gene Ontology annotation, cellular component: transcription regulator complex. The transcript has 12 exons. Gene Ontology annotation, biological process: hippo signaling; embryonic organ development; regulation of transcription by RNA polymerase II.